CUUUCCUCUUCCUAACAUACUUUUUUAAUAGCCUAUAUGCCAUGGAGGUAGCUUGAACCCCCAGAAUGGCAAUAUGUGGUGGACAUCACUUUCUGUAAGUUAUGUACAUAUGAUUUUGACCAUCUGCGAUGUCUGGGAACAGUCGCAGGAUUGAGCCCCUGCCGCCCGAAGUGGUAGCGAAGCUCAAAUCUUCCACAUCCAUCACGCACCUAAACGGGGUGAUCGUCGAACUAGUGAAGAACGCGCUGGACGCAAAUGCCCACACAGUCUCAGUGACGGUAGACUUUCAACGUGGGGGUUGUAAGGUGGAUGACAACGGUGAUGGAAUUCUACCAACCGAGUUCGAGCCCAGCGGAGGCUUAGGGAAGGCACAUCAUACGUCAAAAUACCAUACCGGCACUGGUGUAUAUGGCCAGAAGGGGCUGUUUCUAGCCUCGUUGGCUUCACUUUCACUGCUGACCAUCACUUCGCACCAUGUUCGCCACCCCAACACAAAUACCAUCAUGUUCCACCAUUCAACUCCGGUCGCACGGCUGAUACCAGCUCCAGUUCAACAGGAGCUCAGGCUCAGCAGUCAUGGAACUAGCGUUACGGUCAAUGAUUUGUUUGGAAACAUGCCAGUGCGAGUGAAAAAUCGCGCCUUAGCAUUGCAAAGGCAUGAUGAAUUGGAUCGGCAAUGGGAUGAACUGCGACAGCUACUGGUCUCGUUGAUGAUCGCGAACGAUAGCUUGACAAAGAUGGUCCUCCUUGAAGCUUCUAAAGAUAAGAGGAUCAUCAUCCGUUCCCGAACUCAGAGUCGCCGAAACGAUGGUGAACUAGACCUCCAGCGCAUAGUAUCAAUCCUUGCGCAGGCAGGGCUGGUUGAACUUCAGAACGUCCACAGCUGGGAUGUUGUAUCAGCUAACGUGCCUGGUUUCUCUGUUCAUGCUGCUAUAUGCCUUAUGCCAAACCCCACCAAGAAAAUACAAUUUAUCUCCUUGGGGAUGAAUCCAGUCUUUCCCAAAAGCAGUGUCAAUUUGUUCUACGCUGAAGUAAAUCGCUUAUUUUCUCUGUCUGAUUUCGGUACCACGGGUACCCCAUCUAUAUCCGCUCAGGGGACACGCUCAGCAGAGCAUCCUGACCGUGACGGCGGUUCAAGUACAAAACCUACGACCAAGGCUGUCAACAAGUGGCCUAUGUUCUAUAUACGCAUAAAUACUAAUGAGUCAUAUAAUAUCAACAAUGAUGGCCAUGAAUUGCCUGAGUCGGACAAAUCUGUCCAACACAUUCUGGAUGUACUUGCGGCAAUGAUACGAGAAUUCUUGAAACAGCAUAAUUUACGUCCGCGCGCUGGGAAAAGGAGACAGAAAAUAGCAGAGAACCAGACGGUCGGAUUGCCCACAAGCAGACCCGAUCGUAAACCAAAUCGUCCAGGUCAAGUAUUCAACAGCGAGGAAGCUCUGUGUGACCGAUUGAAACUCCCAAAUUUCCAAAGGCCUGCGCCAAAUGUUAGUCAAAGCUUUGGAGAGUGGUCAAGAAUCAAAAGUGCCCAGGAACAUUUCAACACACGCUCGACAAGAUUACCAGUCAAAUCAGCCUCUCCAGAGAAGGCCCAUGGCAUUGAGCGAGGCUCAACCCAGGAGAACCUGCCAACUCGACCGGAGAGAAACAAGCGUAGGUCGCUUGAGGAAUCGGAUGCAUUAUCCGCAUACACUGAUUGUACGGUGCCUGAAAUUGAGAAUGGAUCGGGAAGUGAUAUUGUUGUUCCUUGGACCGGUCCCUUUACUGGAAGAAGUCAUCUGAUCAACUCCCGAACUGGCCAGUCAGUAGGUGCCAGAUCACCUCUCGAUGCCGUUCAAAGGCCUAAAUCAACAGGAUCACUUCAGACGAUGCAAGCGUGUGAUAGUAUAACAAGGUCCAGGUCGGCAAGUCUGAGCAGGACACGGAACUUAUGGGUUGAGCAAAUGAUGGACAAAUGGGAAAACCCUGUUUUCAACCGAUCUGAAAAAUCUCUCGAUGUGAUUGGAAUGGGAUAUGGCACCAAAGCACGCAUAGCACAGGAUGAUGUUUCAACGGAUGUUUGCAGGUUUGAGAAUCUGGGAUCGCCAAAUGUACGGGGCAAACUGCGAAGACAGGAUCUGGAAACGGCGGAGAUAAUCGCGCAGGUUGAUCACAAGUUCGUCAUGGCUAAGAUAAGAUCUACGGCAGCGAGUGAAUAUAGCAAUGUUCCUCAUUCAAUCCUGGUUCUUAUUGAUCAGCAUGCUGCUGAUGAGCGAUGCCGGGUGGAGAGAUUAUUUGAAGAGUACUUCACACCAUCAGUAGAAGGCUCUAGACAAGUACAGACGGUCACAUUGGAACCUAUUAUUUUUGAGAUACCAGUUAUCGAGGCAUAUGCUUUUGGAAGAUAUAAACAGUUCUUUGAGUUUUGGGGUGUUGAGUACACUGUUGAACAGGGUCCAGCAGACAAUUCUGCAUACAUUUUUGUGCAUAAACUCCCCAUACUGAUCGCCGAGCGCUGCAGGCUCGAGCCAGAGUUGGUUACAAAUCUGGUUCGAGGGGAGAUUUGGAAACGCGAGGAAAACGGGAGGGGCGCUGAGAACCGAAUAUCAGUUUUGGGGCAGGACCGCUGGGCGGAACAACUUGAUGUUUGCCCCCAGGGAAUCAUUGAGCUGUUGAACUCACGGGCCUGCCGAACAGCCAUCAUGUUUAAUGAUGAACUGGCGAUAGAGGAGUGUCAAAGCCUUGUCCAAAACCUCGCGCGAUGCGUCUUUCCGUUCCAAUGUGCACAUGGACGGCCAUCGAUGAUCCCCUUGCUUGACAUGACGAAUACGUUAGCAAUGGUUUAUCCAGGAGCUGAGUACAUGAGCGAAGAAGAGGAACGGUCUGACUUUGCUGAGGUGUUUAAAAGCUGGAAGGACAAAAUUACACCUCACUAAACCUGAUCCAUUUUGUUUAACGGUCAAUAUCUAGCGCACGAUGAACCAUUUCAGCUAGAUAGUCCAGGAGAGACG
Molecule: messenger RNA, 2990 nt
Organism: Aspergillus pseudotamarii
Lineage: Eukaryota; Fungi; Ascomycota; Eurotiomycetes; Eurotiales; Aspergillaceae
Product: putative DNA mismatch repair protein (Mlh3)
Exons: 2
Coding region: 129-2915 (928 amino acids)
Biological process (GO): mismatch repair
Cellular component (GO): mismatch repair complex
Molecular function (GO): ATP hydrolysis activity; ATP binding; ATP-dependent DNA damage sensor activity
Source: RefSeq, a predicted model, not a curated record